Molecule: messenger RNA, 627 nt
Organism: Megalopta genalis
Lineage: Eukaryota; Metazoa; Arthropoda; Insecta; Hymenoptera; Halictidae
Gene: Sys1
Product: Sys1 golgi trafficking protein
Biological process (GO): Golgi to endosome transport; protein localization to Golgi apparatus; Golgi to plasma membrane protein transport
Cellular component (GO): trans-Golgi network; Golgi membrane
Source: RefSeq, a predicted model, not a curated record
CAAUGAAGAUUUUUUCUCUUUAUAAAUAGAUGUACAAAUUUUAAACAACAACCACAAUGAAUAAUAUAUCAGGACAAUUUCGUAAAACAAUAUGGGAUCCUUUCCUUAUAAUAUCCCAAAUAAUAGCUGUUCAGUCGAUCAUGUAUUUCUGUCUUGCACUAUGGAUUUGGAUUAUUGCUUCAUUCCUUGGAUCAACAAAGUCAUUAGAUUAUGCUUUCCAUUAUAAGGAAAUACAUGUUCGAGAUUUUGCUGGUCAACUCACCAUAGUUAUUUUCAUUUUAAAUUCACUAGUCGGUGCGUUUACAUUAUGGUGGUUAGUUCAAAGAACAAAGCAAUGUAUGGAUUUCGCGUGUACAGCACACUUAAUACACUUGUUGUGUUGUUGGGUAUACAAUGCAAGUUUUCCUUCAACUUUCAGUUGGUGGUGUUUAAACAUUGUAUCUCUUAGUAUAAUGUGUGUUUGUGGUGAAUUUCUUUGUAUGAAAACAGAAUUACAAGCAAUACCAUUAGGUAUGAACAGUCAUAAAACAGCUUUGUAACAUAUAUAUGGAAGUUAUUUAAAUGUGAUCACAAAAGUUUCAAGGUUUUAUUCAAUAAAGAUUACCAUUAAAUUGCAAUUAAAAAGUC